Racocetra persica is the source of this 169-nucleotide messenger RNA. Lineage: Eukaryota; Fungi; Glomeromycota; Glomeromycetes; Diversisporales; Gigasporaceae. The record is from the annotation of a GenBank genome assembly.
CGUUGGCUCGUGCUUGCUACCUUAGUAAAGUAGAAUGCGCCACACCAAAGCGUGGCACGUACUUUCGAUCCUCGCCUGUACUUCAUCACGUGACCAUCUCACGUGCCAUAAAUAAUGAUAAUUACGAUACUGAUGCACAAUAUAAAACGGCAGAAGAGAAAGUAGCGAA